AUGAACAAGGUUAAGAAGCAUAAGCAGAUGAGCAGAGAGCUAUCAAAUUAUAUCAUGUACCUUGUCUUCAAGUCCGGUGUGAUGCUGACUACCAACUCCCAACUUGUACAUGACAAAGCCCAUGGUGAAAUUAGAACAACUUUGUCAGGUCAAGAUCAACAGGGUCAACCGCAGGUUGCUCUAGAUGAGAAGGCAGCGGUCAUGAAGCUUUUUCAAGCCAGCAAGAAAGAGGAACAGCAAGAACAUCAGUCUGUGGUUGAUACCGAGAAUCAUCAAGAAGCAGCCAACCAACAGAUAUUCUUGGAGAGGGUUGAAACUUUUGAUUCUUCAGCAUGGGAAACAUUCAUGAAGCGCAUUGAAGCCAACAAGAAGAAACAGGAACAUCAGCAAGAUCAGUCGACGGUAGAUACCGAGAAGCGUCAAGAACCACCUAGUAACAAUGAUGAUAAUGCUGGUGCUGAUAUUCAUCUGCAGAAAGUUGUGCAGAGCGCUGCAGCAGGGACUACUCCAGUGUUGCCUCGUGCAUGCUUGGUGGCGAGGGAGCUCCUUAGCAUCAACGAUGAAGCAGAACGUUGGGGCCUCAUCGCCAAUGUGUGGGCAGAGAUGCUUUACUAUGUCGCGCCUCGUUGCGGCUGUGCUUUCCACUACGAGCAUCUUAGCACCGGUGGGGAGUUCAUCACCCACCUUCUCCUUCUCAUGAAAUUUCUAGGUCCCUUUCUGCCACCCCCUGAUACCUGA
Miscanthus lutarioriparius is the source of this 738-nucleotide messenger RNA. Lineage: Eukaryota; Viridiplantae; Streptophyta; Magnoliopsida; Poales; Poaceae. The record is from the annotation of a GenBank genome assembly.